AUGACUGAUCGGCAGAAUACAUCAACACAGGAUGUUCUCACCACCAUAAUAUAUAAUGCUGUGGUGUGCGGUAGUAUGGUGGUAGCGUUUUUCUUUAUGCGUCUUCGAUUCAGGCGUAUCUAUGAGCCCAAGUCUCACUUUGAAAUUGUCCCUGCCAAUCAGAGGCCUCCAAAGUUGCCUCGAACUCCCUGGGGAUGGCUAGAAACAGUACUCAGACGAUCCCCGGAGGCCACAAUUCGAGAAGCGGGAAUUGAUGGCUAUCUCUUUAUCAGAUAUUUACUAGUAUUCUCGUGUCUCUUCCUUGGUGGAAUAUUAAUGUGGAUUGUCCUUUUACCGGUCAAUGCCACCAACGGCAAGGGCGAAAACGGCUUGAACCAGUUGGGUAUUUCCAACGUGGGUCCGAGAAAUAGAUAUUACGCUCAUGCUUUACUGUCGUGGGUCUAUUACGGCUUCACUAUGUUUGUCAUCUAUAGGGAGUUGAUUUUUUAUACUAACCUUAGAAGUGCUGCCCUUGUGUCUCCAGCCUAUGCGGGCAAGUUGAGUGCUCGUACGGUAAUUUUUCAAACAGUUUCUGACUAUUUUCUCGACGAAAGGCAGAUCCCAAAGCUAUUCGAUGGCGUGAAGAGGGUCUGGAUAGCUCGCGCUCAGAGGAAGUUGGAGACCAAGGUCGUCGAGCGUGACAACUUGUGUAACACCUUAGAGGAGGCCUUAUGUAAGCUACUUUCCAAGGCAGUCAAGGCCAAAAAACGUGCGGACAAGAAAGGAGAGAGCAUAGAACAAGCGGACGAUAUCCAGUCCUAUAUUCCUCAGCAUAAAAGACCGACCAUGCGUCUCUCACCCAUCUUUGGUCAUAAGGUUGACAUUAUAGAUUACUGUCAUGAGAAGAUUCCUAAACUCAAUGAGGAAAUCGAACAGAUGCAGGCUAAUUACAGGACCGCGCGACCUCUUAACUCCGUGGCAGUUGAGUUUACCAAUCAGUUCCAUGCUCAGGCAGCCUUUCAACAACGUGCAGACGAUAGGUCCUUACGGUUUAUGCCUAGACAGAUAGGUGCAGAGCCUGGCGAUGUUUUCUGGCCUAACAUGCGGAUGUUCUGGUGGGAAAGAUUGAUGAGGGGCCUUUUUGCAGACGUGGCCAUUGCCGUAUUAGUAAUAUUCUGGGCCAUUCCAUCCUCAUUUGUGGGUGUUAUCUCCAACCUCACCUAUUUGACCAAUAAAGUUGACUGGCUUAGCUUUAUUAAUAAAAUGCCUAAGGCUCUUGUUGGUAUACUCACUGCUUUUUUACCUACCGUGAUGAUGUCAGUUUUUAUGUUGACACUACCCGGGUUGAUUCGAGGACUAGCCAAAAUUUCUGGUGCAGUGACUACUCAGUCAAUAGAAUCCUACACCCAACAAUCAUACUUUGCUUUUCAAGUCAUUCAAGUGUUUCUUAUCACUACAGUGGCUUCCUCAGUCACAUCUGUCAUCACUCAAAUCAUGGAAAAUCCUACUUCGGUUAUGGAAUUGCUCUCUGGAAACCUUCCACAAUGCUCCAAUUUUUUUAUCUCCUAUGUUCUUUUCCAGGGAUUCUCUAUCGCAGGUGGUUCGCUUCUCCAGGUGGCUUCCUUGAUACUUUUUUAUCUACUUGGCAAGCUCUUCGACAAUACACCCAGAAAAAAGUAUGUUCGUUUUAACAAUUUGGGGGCCUACCAAUGGGGAACAACAUUCCCCAUAUAUACCAAUCUUGCCGUCAUUACGCUUGCAUAUUCCAUCAUUUCUCCUAUUAUUCUUCUCUUUGCGGGUGCCUCCUUUCUGGUUCUUUAUGUUUGUUACCAGAAUAACGCUAAUUAUGUUAGUGGUAAGGCUGCGGACGGCUUAGGCAGGUACUAUGCUAGGGCGCUUUUUCAGACUCUGGUAGGAGUCUAUCUUGGAGAAAUCUGCUUGAUGGGAAUCUUUGCAGUCUCCAAGGCUUGGGGACCUAUCAUUUUGGAGUUGAUCUGGAUUCUCAUCACUAUAUUCUACCACGUGAGCAUGAACGAGGCCUUUGAUGACUUACUUACUGUGAUUCCAAACACUGUUAUGCGUCCAAUGGAUGGUAAAUCAACCACAAUGUCAUGGUUUGGGGAGAAGGGGACUGAGAGGAAGUCUGAUUCUUUAUUUUCGGACUCCAAUUCGUUGUCCCACUCUGAGACAGAGAUUCCCUUACUUAUUGAUGGUGAGAUCGACUACAAAGGAAGCAAUAUGAAACAGAACAUGCUUCUUCGUUUCUUUCAACCCGCUAAAUAUCUUUCCUACUCCAGGGUGAAAGAAUAUAUUCCUGCUACAUUUAGAGACAUGCCGAAUGAAUCCGAAGAAUGGAUCAGGCAUGCUUAUGAUUACAAAGUAGUGUCUGUUAAAUGCCCCAAGAUCUGGAUUCCUGAAGAUCCCAUGGGUCUUUCUAAAGUGGAGAUCGAGAGAUUUAAAGGAAUCAUCGAUGUUGUUGACAAAAAUGCCAUGUUUAACGAUAAGGGGAAAGCCAUCUGGACUGGACCUCCACCAGGUAAUGUAGAGCUCGACGAAUUCUCCAAAUCCCAAGAUAAUUCGAGUCUGUGA
Molecule: messenger RNA, 2568 nt
Organism: Brettanomyces nanus
Lineage: Eukaryota; Fungi; Ascomycota; Pichiomycetes; Pichiales; Pichiaceae
Exons: 1
Coding region: 1-2568 (855 amino acids)
Cellular component (GO): plasma membrane
Molecular function (GO): calcium-activated cation channel activity
Source: RefSeq, a predicted model, not a curated record